This is a messenger RNA of Danaus plexippus (monarch butterfly), 1493 nucleotides long. Its product is annotated as zinc finger protein 28-like. The transcript is spliced from 5 exons. Gene Ontology annotation, molecular function: DNA-binding transcription factor activity, RNA polymerase II-specific; zinc ion binding; RNA polymerase II cis-regulatory region sequence-specific DNA binding. The record is from RefSeq and is a predicted model, not a curated record. The coding region runs from base 199 to 918 and encodes 239 amino acids. Gene Ontology annotation, cellular component: nucleus. NCBI's taxonomy places the organism in Eukaryota, Metazoa, Arthropoda, Insecta, Lepidoptera, Nymphalidae. Gene Ontology annotation, biological process: regulation of transcription by RNA polymerase II.
UUCAUAGAUAAUCUUAAAGUUUAUUGUGAAUACCUUAUUUAUUGUUAAUAUUUUAUAUGUGGGUUAUAAACUGUGUUAUAACAUAAAUUUUAAGUUUUAUCAUGUAGUUUUCUUAAUAAAAGUAAUCAGUGUCUAGUCUCGACGCCAUUCGGGCCGAUAAAUUUAUUGAUCACAAUUACUUUAUAAUCAAUAUUUAAGAUGGAAGAAAAAAGGAAAAAUAAAUUAUUCGACUUAUGUAGACUGUGUUUAGUGAAACGUGGAUUUUGUGAUAUUUCUGACAGAAACGAAUUGUGCGAUAAUAUUCACAAAUGCACCGGUCUCAAGAUAUCCGCGUCGGACAAAUUGCCUCAGAAAAUUUGCAGAAAUUGUUUAGACAUAGUAAAUAAAGCAUCAGAAUUAAGAAACAUGGCUAGGAAGAAUGAUAAACAUUUAAGAUCUUUAUUUGAUUGCCCCGUGGAAGAUCCGGAACCGGAAUUUGAAGCGGGUUCAUCAAGUGAGAAGAGUGAAAUUGUUUUACAAGAGACGGAAAGAAAAUGCUUCUCCCUAGCCGUCAGGCAAGACCUGUUUAACAAAUCCAAAACAAAUGAUGAAGAAGAUAGCGAAGCUGUUAAUUCUCUGAAUCUCAUCCACUCAAUGAAGCCCGAAAAUGAGGACACGGACAGUGAAUAUAAAUGUCCGGUCUGCUCGAAGAAUUUUGCAAAAUGGAGGAAACUGUACGUACACCAUCGCUUGCACAAUAAAUGUUACAAGUGUCCGAUUGAUAUAUGCAUAAAGAGGUUUGCUACAAAAGGAGAUCUUGAGAAACAUAUACGAACACACACAGGAGAAAAGCCUUAUGUCUGUAAUGAAUGUGAGAAACGUUUUGCUCAGCGCGGGACAUUGAAGGCUCAUAAAGAAUCCGUGCACCCUGUAACCUGAGACAGAAAUAACACCAAGUCAUAUUGAAGCAGAGCGGACGAUGAAGUGAAGUGAUAAAACCGCUUUUAGAAUUGUGCUAGCUGUAAACACUUAGAUGUGUUAUAAAUAUUAACUAUGUUAUCAAAACAUAAUUCUACAUUUUUUUUAUGUUAUGGUCUUCAUCCGUGCAAACACUUGCACAGUAUAUUCUGCCAGUGUCACACAUGUUUUUUUUUUUUAAUUUUAUAAACGGAAUAUAGUGACGUAAACUUAUUUUACCGUCUUUAAAACGUAAUUUUAAACAAUCUUAAAGUACAAAACAUUUUAAUUUCAUUUCAGCACUUUUAUAAUGAAAUUAAAAACAAUCAAAUUUUGAUAUGUUUUCUGUUUAUAACAGUUUUUUUUUUUUAAUUUUUAAACUAAAAUAUUUUGACAGCCGCUACGUGUAUUAAUUUUAUAACUACCGUUUGAAAUUGUAUAUAUUAGACUAUGAGAUUGUACGUCAUUUAUAUAUUACUUGCAAACCAUUUUCAAUUUUUAGAUUGUAUACAGACUAUAUGGAAAAAAUUGGCUGAAUGUAGAAGACCUUGAUACUA